AUGGCAGCGCCCAGCGAAGUGUGGAGUAGGGGACGGAAGGUCAUGGACUCUUCCAUAGCGCGGGUGGAUCAACAACGGGCGGAUCGGAGCGCAGCGCCAAAACACUCAGUGCUACAGUGUGCUGCGGUGCGGCGCUUUGUAUUCCAGGUGGCCUCUCUUGUCGUACAACGAUUUAUGAUCAUGAGCUGUGGCGAUCGCGCCCACAACGACAACGCAUUGCAGUAGAGAGGAGCAACGUGUGCUAUCGUUGGGUGAGUGUAUUGUGUCGAUUUUCUCCCGGGUUGAGUCGCCCAAAAGGAGGAGGUUUGAUUGGUGGCUUGAGACGCUCAACGCAGCAAACUGCGAGAGUAGAAGUCGUCGCGGUUGUACACUAUUUUUUCUGCAGCGACCGUCGAGAGAAAAACUCGCGCUCUUUCAACCGCCAGAGAAUGAAAUGCUGAACGGUUUGCUUGUGAGAGAUAUUUGGAACGGGACGUAGAGUGCGUCA
Molecule: messenger RNA, 487 nt
Organism: Ectocarpus sp. CCAP 1310/34
Lineage: Eukaryota; Phaeophyceae; Ectocarpales; Ectocarpaceae
Source: the annotation of a GenBank genome assembly